AUGGGAACCCGGAACGUCCCUCACAUUGUCCUCACAUUCCUCAUGUCGCAAAUAAUCACAACGACCGCCAUGAGUUUCGACUACGUGAUUGUAGGCGGCGGUACCUGCGGUCUUGUCCUUGCCAAUCGACUCUCUGAGGAUUCCAAUAUUACGGUUGCGGUAAUCGAGCCAGGAGAGGAUGUACGGAACAACCCCAAUGUCACUGAUCCAGGAAACUUUAUUGUUGCUUUCGAUACCUCGAUCGACUGGAGCUAUCCGUCGACGGCCCAACCCGGUGCAGCAAACCGGUCUUUCACCUUCCACUCGGGCAAGGCCAUUGGUGGGACGAGCACGAUAAAUGGCAUGACUUACAUUAGGGCUGACGCUGCCGAAAUUGACGCAUGGGAGACUCUGGGGAAUGAAGGGUGGAACUGGGCCUCACUGCUUCCAUACUACAAACGGACAGAGCGAUUUACGCCGCCCACUAAGACACAGACUGAUUUCGGUGCCAGUUUCAAGCCAGAGUAUCACGGUAAUCAUGGCGACUUGAACGUAGGGUUUCGUUACGCUCUGCCGAAUGGGUCAUUCCAUGAGCUUGUACAGAAGAGCUGGGAGCACCUCGGGUACCCAGUCAACCCAGAGGUUAACAGUGGUGAGACGCGUGGAUUUGACGUUUGGCCAAUGACCAUCGAGAGAGAGUCAGAUCUGAGAUGGGAUUCGGCCAGAGCAUAUUUCUACCCGGUCCAGGGCCGAGCCAAUCUUGUUGUCUUUAAGGGAACUGCUUUGAGCAUUGAAAUGGAUACAAAGCUCGUGAGCACAUUUAAGAAAGCUACCGGUGUGCGAUACAUCGACGGCAAUAAUGUCACGAUUAACGUGGGUGUCGAUAAGGAAGUGAUUCUUUCUGCCGGGGCGCUUCGGACUCCUUUAGUCCUCGAGAUGUCCGGGAUUGGCAAUUCUCAGGUCCUCGGAGACAUUGGUGUAAAGACGAUCAUUGAUCUACCUGGGGUUGGCGAGAACCUUCAGGAGCAACCGAACAGCAAUCUCAUCUUCGAGGGAACUUUGAACGUGACUGGCUAUGCUACGUACGCGACAUUUGGAAAUGCCGAAGACCUUUUUGGACCUGUGAAAAACGCUGUUUCGGACGAGGUCAGCGCGAAUUUGACUGCUUAUGCUGAAUAUGCGGCUUCCAGAUCUCGGGGUGGUCUAAACGUGUCUGCCCUCGAGGAAAUCUUUCGGAUACAGCACGACCUGAUAUUCAAAAAGAAUGUCACCAUAGCCGAGACUAUUACAGCAUCUUCUUCAGGCUACCUCCUGACGGCUUGGUGGUGUCUAUUGCCCUUUUCCAGAGGCAGGGUGCACCUCGCCACAUUGGACGCGAUUGACUCCCCGUUGAUUGAUCCGCAAUAUUUUAUUGCGGAUAUAGAUCUGACUACACAAAUCGCUAUUGGAAAGCAGGCACAGUCUUUUUGGAACACACAUCCUAUUGCAGAAUAUAUUUCUGGAAACCUCACGGCUGAUCCGGCGACGGACGAGGAUUGGGCUGAGUACAUCAUCAAUACUUUCGAGCCGAAUUAUCAUCCUAUUGGCACGGCAUCGAUGAUGGCUAGGGAAUUGGGUGGUGUUGUCGACCCCAAUUUGAAGGUAUACGGAACAAGCAACGUGCGCGUGGUAGAUGCGUCGGUGCUCCCGAUACAGAUCAGCGGCCAUCUUACUGCCACUCUUUACGCAAUUGCAGAAAGGGCAUCAGACAUUAUCAAGCAAAGUCUCUAG
Molecule: messenger RNA, 1749 nt
Organism: Diaporthe amygdali
Lineage: Eukaryota; Fungi; Ascomycota; Sordariomycetes; Diaporthales; Diaporthaceae
Product: Glucose oxidase
Exons: 3
Coding region: 1-1749 (582 amino acids)
Molecular function (GO): oxidoreductase activity, acting on CH-OH group of donors; flavin adenine dinucleotide binding
Source: RefSeq, a predicted model, not a curated record